AAUCCAUCAAUUCUUGCUCAAAGCGCGGGGAGGGGUUACGUGCAUUGGAAUAGCUGAGAGAGACGGGAGGGCAGAAGAAAGGCAAGAGAGCAAAGAUGGAUGACCAGCCAGAGCCGCACUCGCUGGCUUCGACGUUUCCAAACCCGCCAGAUUUUUGGAAGGAAUUCACGCCAGACAAACUUGCAGAGCUCGCCGAGCUGAAGCUGGCUAGGGUGCCGCUGGACCACGGCGACGCAGGUAAUUGGCGGAUUCCAGACCUACCAGAGCAUCUAAGGCAUCUGCAGCCGCCGCCAGAACCGGCAGACGGACGAUGGCGAGUCUUUGGCGACCAGUACAUGCUCGACGACAAGCUCCCCACCCUUGAGGAACAGGGCAUUCAAAACCUGCCAGCAACCGCCUCGUCCGCCGCAAAGGACGUUAAGCACUACGACCGCGCCUUUGAGCUCAAGCGCCUCGUCAAGUCGCUGCUGCUCAACUUCCUCGAGCUCAACGGCGUCCUGGCGCGCAACCCGGCCGACGCCGAGGCCAAGAUCCUCGACAUCCGCACCCUCUUCAUCAACAUCCACCACAUCCUUAACGAGUACCGCCCGCACCAGGCGCGCGAGUCCGCCAUCGAGAUGAUGCAGGACCACCUCGACCGCACGCGCACCGAGACGGCCGCCAUCCGCACCCAGGUCGACAAGGCGCGCAAGGUGCUCGAGGGGCUGGGUAGCCUGGACCUGUCCGUCUUUCAGCAGCAGCAGCUGGACGGCGCGCAGAGCAUUCUGGACGCGUCGCCGUCAAAGGACCUGACGCUCGAGGACGUGCUCCAGGGCGAGAGGCGCGAGCGGGCCGCGGCCGCUUGGUGUAUGGCCGAUGCGUUGCUCAACUAG
This is a messenger RNA of Trichoderma reesei QM6a, 872 nucleotides long. RefSeq lists its product as uncharacterized. Gene Ontology annotation, cellular component: core mediator complex; mediator complex. Gene Ontology annotation, molecular function: transcription coregulator activity. Bases 96 to 872 code for a protein of 258 amino acids. The transcript has 2 exons. Gene Ontology annotation, biological process: regulation of transcription by RNA polymerase II. The record is from RefSeq and is a predicted model, not a curated record. Lineage: Eukaryota; Fungi; Ascomycota; Sordariomycetes; Hypocreales; Hypocreaceae.